Messenger RNA from Tupaia belangeri chinensis (Chinese tree shrew), 3938 nucleotides. RefSeq names its product scaffold protein involved in DNA repair (gene SPIDR). Gene Ontology annotation, biological process: double-strand break repair via homologous recombination; regulation of establishment of protein localization to chromosome. Gene Ontology annotation, cellular component: nucleoplasm; nuclear chromosome. NCBI's taxonomy places the organism in Eukaryota, Metazoa, Chordata, Mammalia, Scandentia, Tupaiidae. The record is from RefSeq and is a predicted model, not a curated record. The transcript is spliced from 16 exons. The coding region runs from base 57 to 2666 and encodes 869 amino acids.
AAAAACAUUGGGACUUAGAAGACCCAUCCUUCCCAGGAGAGGGGCCUCUGCAAUUCAUGAAAGCAGGCUGCAGGACAGCAGGGACAGUGGCCUCUCUCACUGAAGCAUGGCUCAGGUGUGGAGAAGGAUUUCAGGACACUUCUGUGACUCCGUCAUUAAUUGCUGAAGAGGGGACUGUUUCAGGAAAACAUCUUGGAGAAUCCCCUGGGCCUAAAACAGAUACCACCACAUCUAAGAAUACCAGUGGGCUUACAGAUAUAACAUGGAGUUCCAGUGGAAGUGAUCUUUCCGAUGAAGAUAAGACAUUUUCUAAACCAAAGAGAGAGAGUAGACAUGACUCAAGAAUAGACAGAUUUUUUAACAAGAGUAUUUUAUGUCCAGAAGAUGGAGCCAGUGAAGGUGAAUUACCAUUUAUUGACUGGAAAAUUGACAGUGACAGGGAAAGUGCUAAUGAAUAUGAUGAGUCUGAAGAUGGCGAAAGUGCUGUGGAGAUCUCUGACUGUGCUUCUUGUGCAAGUAGUCAUUCUUUGACAAGUGAUGACAAACUGUCUGGACUUCCUAAGCCAAGUUGUGCAGAAAUUUUGGAGUAUUCAUCAAAUAGUGAAAAAGAAGAGGACCCAGAGAAUGUGCUGUUUAUUGAUUCAGAAUCCCCUCAUAAAUACUAUGUGGAUGUUAGAUCAGAUUCACUACAGGUCGUGGAGAGAAUGACAGACCCAAAGGUAAAAUCGACUGAGACCAACUUGUGUACACCCCAGAAACAGACAGCGAAGUUUCUCAGGACUCCAGAAAGUUCAGGGAAGAAAAAGAAAUUUUUAAGAGGCGGCCUAGCAGAAAGACUAAAUGGUCUGCAGAAUCGAGAGAAAUCUGCCAUUUCUUUAUGGAGGCAUCAGUGUGUUUCUUACCAAAAGGCACUUUCAGGUAGAAAAUCUGGAGUAUUAACUGUGAGAAUUCUGGAGGUGCAUGAGGAAUACACUGUGCAUGUUGCCACAUGUGAGCAGUUACCAGGGCUAUCCCCCACCAUCCCUUUCCGAGGAGUGGCCCCUGGGCCUGGAGCCAGCCUGAAGGUUCUCUUCACCAAGGAGACUGCCGAGGAACUGCGGGUGCAGGACCAGGACAUCAUUUACGUCUUCCCACCCUGGCAAAAACUCAUUAUUCCAAAUAGAAGUUGCCCUGUUAUUCUGAACACCUACUUUUGUCAGAAAGUUGUGGCCAAAGAAGAUUCAGAAACAACUCAUAAAGCACACUGUCUGGACAUAGUCCUGCCGAGAAGAAGCAUCAGUUUGGCCCAGAUUUUUACAAUUAAGGGUCUAACAAAUAAUUCAUCUAAAAACCAGGGCGUGUGUAGUGGUCUGGCCACCACAGGGACAAGCUGGACCCACAGGCACAAAGAAGCGAAUCAGCACCUUCCAGCUGGUGCUGCCCUGAGAGAUUCUCUCCUGGACGUGGUGGAAAACCAGGGAGCUACCACAUGGUCAGGAGUUGGGGUCCAAGUGGUAGUGCAGAGAGUUUACUCCCUUCUUGGCAGAGACAGUACCAGAAAUCAACAAGGGAGCAGCUUGGGACACACAGACCUACCUGGAGCUCGAACCUGCCUUCUGGUGCAAGAUGCCUGUGGAAUGUUUGGCGAAGUGCACAUGGAGGGCACCAUCUUGAAAGACAGAGAGCUGGAAGGGAAGUCCUGCAGCUUAGUGGGAAUGAAGGUUCUGCAGAAAGCCACAAGGGGAAGGACAGCAGGGCUAUUCAGUUUGAUUGACACCAUGUGGCCCCCAGCUGUGCCUCUGAAAGCGCCAGGCCGCAGCCAACCCUGUGAAGAGGUAAAAGCUCACCUGCCUCCUCCUACCUUCUGUUACAUCCUCAUGGCUCAGCCAAAUGUGGGGCGCAUUGAUGUCACUGAAGAAGACCCCGUUUCUGAGCUUUACCGGCCCCCAGCACCCUGCUGCUUAAGAGAUGUGCUUCAGACUGGUGAUCUCAGUACCCGCUGCAGUUUCUAUGCCACAGUGAUUUAUCAAAGACCACAGCUGAAAAGUCUGCUUCUUCCUGAGCAAAGGGAGAUUUGGCUGUUCGUGACCGACAUUAGCCUGCAAGCAAAUGAUGAGAGUGACCCCAGGCUCCCCAGAACCCUGCCGGUCUGCGUGGCCCCUUCCUGUGUGCUGGGCCCAGAAGUCCUGGAAGCACUCACUGUGGCUCGACCUCACCGUGUCCUCUUCAGAGAUGCUCUGCGAGACCAGGGUCUAAUUGUCUGUAUUGAACGGACUGUCCUCUUGCUUCAAAAGCCCCUUCCGUGUGUGGCCUCUGAGGCCGGCUCCCAGGAGCUGCUUGCCCCGGUGACGCUCGACGAACUGAACCCUGGCACACCUAUCAACUCCAUCUGCAGAGUUCAAGAGCUACGAAGUGAAGAGUGUCCUCGGAAAGGAGGUGGAGCUGUCCUGCUGCUUCGUCCAGUCCGCAACCACCCACCCGGCCAGCUGCAUUGGAUUGGAGGAAGUCCAGCUCCUGGGUGCAGGAGCCUCCUCGGAGCAGGGGCUGUGGCCCUGGGGCCUAUGAACUCUGCGGAGUACCUACAGACAGUGGUGCUGCUUUGGAGUCAUUUAUUAACCCUGGACAGAGAGUGUUUUACAAUCUUGAAAUUAAACUUACUUGGACUUUUCUGGGGCAGAUGUCAGUAAAAUGGUUUUGUAAACAUACUUUUUUCUACAAUUUACGUUUUUUAUUACCUUUCUGCAAUUUGAGUAACAUGUUAUUGAAACUUGUAAGUUCAGAUCUUCAUUUUGUAUUUAUCUAAGGCAAUAAUACUAAUAUAUCAGAAACGGUUUGUUCAGUUGCGAUUUUAAAGUGUUAAUUCAUCAUCUUUUUCUUUUAGUUUUAACAGUUCCCCAAAGAACACCCUGUAAAACCCAAACCUUUGUCCCAUCUCAUGACACUACUCUUCCCCUGCAAUAAAUGUCUAUCCUAAGCGUUUUGUGGUUCCAUGUUUUCAGACAAGCUCUGGGGAACCGGGUCAGAGGUGAAACUCUUGCGGAGCUGGGAGGAGCUGGGCAGUGCCAUGAGCAGUGUGCCUGGGCAGACGCAGCUCGCUGGCACUGGCCCUGCAGUCCUGCCCACACCAUGCCCAGCACAGAGGCUACAGUGCCUUCAGGAGCCAGGUCCGUCUGCCUUGGCCGCAGAGAUUUGUAUUACACAUAAAGCCACGCACUAAUUCUUCAGAUGCUUCCUAACAGCAGUGUAAUCAACACAGGCCGUGAUAACUGAUUACACACAUCAGUAUGCAGCAGAGACCAAGAAAAGGCGCCUAGCCUAGUAGCCAGUUUUCUGCCGGGAGGCAGUUGGCUGGAUUUGUUUGCAUUAAGCACUGAAACAUGAAAUUGCUGGCAAGACAGCAGUUGGGACAGCCCUUUUCUCUCCUACGUGACAAUUUUGUACGCUUCGGAAAUGUCCUAGAAUUCUCAGUGAGACUGAGAAAAGUGAAAGCAAAGUCGGUGACAGCUGAGAUGAUUCAGAGUAGGACGGCUUGGGACGGCUGGAGCGCCCCCUCCCCGGGGCGGCCACUGUGUGGCCCUUCGGCGGUCCCCAGCAGGGCCCCAAGUCAGCCAGCACAGGUCCCGGUGCUUUCUGGGAACCCUCCGCUGGAAAGCUGGCUGAACAGGAGCUUGGUCACGCCUCACUGAUCUUAGCAAGUUGAACCAAACCUACGCAGGUAGGCGGGCGUGCCUCAAAGGCAAAGCAGACCCUUUUCCCAGAAGCCUGGCUCCCUCAGGGGGACGCACACCUGCCCCGUGGAUCGCAGGCGUUCCAGGUGCUCUGAGCACACCAGGCCCUGGAACACACCCUCCCCAGCUGGGUCCUGGGCCCCGGAGUGCGGAGCCACUGCCAACAGAGGACGCAGGGGCGAUUUUAAAUGCUGCUUUAUUCUUACAAAUACUGUAAAAAUUAAUAUAAAA